This is a messenger RNA of Labrus mixtus (cuckoo wrasse), 2066 nucleotides long. RefSeq names its product coiled-coil domain containing 47 (gene ccdc47). Gene Ontology annotation, cellular component: endoplasmic reticulum. The transcript is spliced from 12 exons. Bases 30 to 1502 code for a protein of 490 amino acids. Gene Ontology annotation, molecular function: calcium ion binding. The record is from RefSeq and is a predicted model, not a curated record. Gene Ontology annotation, biological process: endoplasmic reticulum calcium ion homeostasis. NCBI's taxonomy places the organism in Eukaryota, Metazoa, Chordata, Actinopteri, Labriformes, Labridae.
UUUUUCUCCUUCGGGUUUUAGGCGCCACCAUGCGAGGAACACAUCUCCUCCUGAUCCCCGCUCUGCUCCUCCUCCUGGCCUUCCCCGUCUCCAGGGGACGCUACAACGACGAUUUUGACGACGGCGAGGACAUAGCGGACUUCGACGACAACGACUUCGCCGAGUUCGAGGACAUGAACGAGGACGCGGCAGCCGAGACGGAAACCGCUCCCCCGCCUCGCGCGGCGCAGUCGUCGCAGCCCGAGGAGGACGAGGACGAAGAUGAAGCCACCGUGGAGCUGGAGGACGGGCUGGAUGGCUUCGACGACUCGGAGACGCAGGAUCAAGACAUGUACAGCAAAUAUGACCAGGAGGAGUUUGAGGGGAUUGGAGACAUGGAGAAGACAGGCCACUCCAUGAAAGACCCCCUCAUAAUCCACACAGUCCCUGCACAUCUGCAGAACAGUUGGGAGAGUUACUACAUGGAGAUCCUGAUGGUGACCGGCCUGUUGGCCUACAUCAUGAACUACAUUAUUGGAAAGAACAAGAACAGUCGCCUCGCUCAUGCCUGGUUCAACUCGCACAGAGAACUUCUAGAGAGCAACUUUGCACUAGUGGGUGAUGACGGCACCAGUAAAGAACCAGUUAGCACUGGAAAGCUGAACCAGGAAAAUGAGCACAUCUACAACCUGUGGUGCUCCGGACGCGUGUGCUGUGAAGGGAUGUUGAUCCAGCUCAAGUUUUUGAAGAGGCAGGACCUCCUUAACGUUCUGGCCAGGAUGAUGAGGCCAGUCUGUGAUCAAGUGCAAAUCAAAGUGACUCUUAAUGAAGAGGACAUGGACACUUUUGUGUUUUCUGUUGGUACUAAGAAGGCCAUGGCCAAGCUGCAGAAGGAGAUGCAGGACUUGAGUGAGUUCUGCGGGGACAAGCCUAAGUCUGGGGCCAAGUACGGCCUUCCAGACUCCCUGGCUAUUCUUAGCGAGAUGGGCGAGGUCACAGAUGGGGUGAUGGACAACAAGAUGGUGCAUUACAUCACCAACCAUGCUGACAAGAUCGAGUCCAUCCAUUUCUCGGACCAAUUUUCUGGUCCAAAAAUUAUGCAGGAGGAGGGUCAGCCUUUAAAGCUGCCUGAGACCAAGAAGACGCUGCUGUUUACAUUUAAUGUGCCUGGCAUGGGCAACACCUCUCCCAAAGACAUGGACUCUCUGCUUCCUCUCAUGAACAUGGUGAUCUACAGCAUCGAUAAGGUCAAGAAACUCCGUCUCAACAGAGAGGGCAAAAUGAAAGCGGACCGAAACCGCGCCCGCGUGGAGGAGAACUUCCUGAAGCAGACGCACGCUCAGCGCCAGGAGGCCGCACAGACACGCCGCGAGGAGAAGAAGAGAGCCGAGAAGGAGAGGAUCAUGAAUGAGGAGGAUCCUGAGAGACAACGCCGUCUGGAGGAGGCAGCUCAGCGCCGCGAACAGAAAAAGAUCGAGAAGAAGCAGAUGAAGAUGAAGCAAAUCAAAGUGAAAGCCAUGUGAAAGAUCACCACAGGGAUAGUGACACAAGCACACGUAAAAAAAGCGGUGCUCAGUACAGACGGUUUCCUCCAUCUUCUCUCACCACAGUCCGCAGCUCUGGCUCCCAGUCGCUCCAGCUUUAAAGAGACGUCAUGUGCCUCUGUUAAGCUUAGCUGUCUGUCACCAACUGCUCCGUUUGGCUUAACCUUAACGACUGAGUGUGAACCGUCUGUAUCAAGCGAGAAGGACUUUUUCACCUUCAAAUCUGUCACCUAUAAUUCAGCAUUUUUUUUUUCUGUCCAGGUAUCUUCUUCUCAAAAUUAAUUGAAGCGCUCUCUGAAGGCUGUGUAGCUUUUUGAGCUUUUUAAAACCUAAUCUGCUGGGAAAGAACGUGCUAUUGGGUGGUAUUGCACCACAUUUUAAAAGGAAUUCAAAAACGUCUGUGGUUUCAGUGGGUAUUUAUAAGCAUUUGUAUAAUCCUGAGCUCAAUUUUUUUAUUUAUAUCUGCUAUGAGAUUGGUUUCUUGCUGGCUGUUUCUAAUGAAUAUCUGAACAACAAUAAAAUGCACUGGAAUCUGACAAUAAA